Molecule: messenger RNA, 1680 nt
Organism: Parnassius apollo (apollo)
Lineage: Eukaryota; Metazoa; Arthropoda; Insecta; Lepidoptera; Papilionidae
Source: the annotation of a GenBank genome assembly
AUGUCUGCGCGCGUGCACGCUCUGAUCUUCGCCGUAACUCUCGUCGCGCUGACAUUGGUGUUCUAUACUCAUGGAGAAUCUAUCACGUGCACCCAGGAUGGACUCUAUGCUGACUAUGAUACAGAUUGCAGAGAAUACGUGCGUUGUAAAUCAGGCACAGUUCGCAGAAGAUACGUGUGCGGAUCAGACCGUGUAUUCAGCGAAGCGGAAGGAGCGUGUGUACCGCAACCCCGCCAACCAUGCAUCAGAAACGUCUGCGCCACCACUGACACGUUAGCCUAUGCAACACCUGGCACCGCUUGUCGACACUACUAUCGCUGCGAGAAUGGCACAGCCAUCGAUCGUACGUGCCCUUCUGGGUCAUGGUUCGAUCCUGAACGACAAGCCUGUUCACGCGGUGCGGGCACCUGCUAUGAGCCGCUGUGCGCUGGACUACCCGACGGUGUUUACCCGGACUCAUCACACGGAUGUCGGCGCACGUUAUUGUGUCGUGGUGCGGAACUUCGUGCCGUUGUUUCUUGUCCCGGUGGCAUCUGCACUGAAUUAUGUCCACCGCCGCGUUCUACUGCAAUUUCAUUGCCAGUCGGUGAUGCUGACUUUUGUUCCGACGAAGUGUGUUCAUCAUUAUGUGAGCAAGUUGCCGACGGUGCUUAUGCUGAUCGGUCUACUGGCUGUCGAGAGUAUUUUGUUUGCGAAGCUCAGAGAGUAAUUAGAAGGGGAGUAUGUGAACUGGGCCUGUUGUUUUCAAACGGUGGUUGCGAGCCAAUAGCUCACGCUUACUGUCCACCACCCGCAAGAAGCCCAUGCUUUAACCGACAGGACGGCCGCUACCGUGACUGGCGCGACUGCAAGUCCUGGUAUGAUUGCCGCCGUGAAAGAGUUGUUGCUCGUGGAGUAUGCGAUUCAGGAUUGGUGUUUGAUGGUACUAAAUGUGUUUCAUCGAAAAUUUUCUCGUGCGAAGGACCAGAGGAAUCAGAGGGAUGCGAAGGUAUGCCUAGUGGAACUUACCAAGACCUCGAAUCCAAUUGCACAAAUUACUACCACUGUGAAGGUUCACUAAGGACAGUAUUAAAGUGUCCGACUGGACUUAUAUAUGACGGCGCACGGUGUUCACCUGCAUCUCGUUACUUGUGCCCAAGUCUUGACCGUGAUUCUUGCUACGGGCGGCCAGAUGGACGCUACCGUGCUGUGGAUACCGGUUGCCGUGGCUACUAUGCUUGUGUGGGGGGAGAAAAGGCUGUGUAUGCAUGCGCUGCCGGUUUUGUGUUCGACGGUGAAAACUGCGUGCCUACGAGACCAGACCUCUGCCCAACCGAGAACUAUUCCUGCGCAGGGCUGGCCGACGGCUAUCAUGCUGAGAUUGAAACUAGCUGCCAUAGAUAUUUCUUUUGUCAAGGCGGUGAUCGAUUAGCGACUCUCUCAUGCCUCGGUGGUAAAAUCUUCGACGGCCAUGCGUGUGUCGAGCCUGCUCAUCACGAAUGCGGAGGUCAGAGAAAAGACGUCAUCGAAAAUGGCGGAAAUAUCUGCGAACGGGACGGUUUCUUUGUCGAGCAAAGCACAGAGUGCAAAAACUAUUACUUCUGCGUGUCUGGUGCCCGGACUUAUUUGAACUGCCCAACGGGGCAAGUGUUUAAUGGCCAAGUGUGUGUGUCCAAAAGCCAAUACUCUUGUCCAGGUUGA